CCCCGCCGGCGGCGGCCGGGCAGCGGGCUGGGGGCGCCGGAGGCACACUUUGGCGAUGAGGCGCCUUCCCCUGCGGACGGAGCGAGCGGGUGCCAGGGUCCAAGGACAAAGCAGAGAAGCGCUGGUGGCGCCGCUCCUCGGGCCGAGGGGGGGGCAUGCACCUGCAUAGCCCGCCCGGCCUUGCUCUCCCUGGCGCGCCUCAACUCCGCGGCUUCGCCGGCUCUGGAUUUACUAGAAGCCAUUUUGUCUCCCCCACCCCUCCCCUCCCCUCCCCUCUGCCCUCCCCACCCCCACGACUUCCCCCUUUUGUUAAUUAAAAACUAAGAAGUCAGAAUGGGGAUGAGGCGUCCAGCUCCCAUGGAGAAAUCUUGAGGACACCACGCCAGCUCUUCCUUGCCUUCCCUCCGAGAUGGAAAGAGGAGCUCCUAGCUCACUUAAGCCGGGGUAGGGCUGGUUCUCCUUUCCGAGCCAAAAUCCCAGGCGAUGGUGAAUUAUGAACGUGCCACACCAUGAAGCUCUUGUGGCAGGUAACUGUGCACCACACCUGGAAUGCCAUCCUGCUCCCCGUCGUCUACCUCACGGCGCAAGUGUGGAUUCUGUGUGCAGCCAUCGCUGCUGCCGCCUCAGCCGGGCCCCAGAACUGCCCUUCUGUCUGCUCCUGUAGUAACCAGUUCAGCAAGGUGGUGUGCACCCGCCGGGGCCUCUCAGAGGUCCCGCAGGGUAUUCCCUCCAACACCCGGUACCUCAACCUCAUGGAAAACAACAUCCAGAUGAUCCAGGCUGACACCUUCCGACACCUCCACCACCUGGAGGUCCUGCAACUGGGCAGGAACUCCAUCCGGCAGAUCGAGGUGGGGGCCUUCAAUGGCCUGGCCAGCCUCAACACCCUGGAGCUGUUUGACAACUGGCUGACCGUCAUCCCCAGUGGGGCCUUUGAGUACCUGUCCAAGCUGCGGGAGCUCUGGCUUCGCAACAACCCCAUAGAAAGCAUCCCCUCUUACGCCUUCAACCGAGUGCCCUCCCUCAUGAGACUGGAUUUAGGGGAGCUCAAGAAGCUGGAGUAUAUCUCUGAGGGGGCUUUUGAGGGACUGUUUAACCUCAAGUACCUGAACCUGGGCAUGUGCAACAUUAAAGAUAUGCCCAAUCUCACCCCCUUGGUGGGGCUGGAGGAGCUGGAGAUGUCAGGGAACCAUUUUCCUGAGAUCAGGCCUGGCUCCUUCCAUGGCCUAAGCUCUCUCAAGAAGCUAUGGGUCAUGAACUCACAGGUCAGCUUGAUCGAGCGGAAUGCUUUUGAUGGGCUGGCCUCACUUGUGGAACUAAACCUGGCCCACAAUAACCUCUCUUCUUUGCCCCAUGACCUCUUCACCCCGCUGAGGUACCUGGUGGAGUUGCACCUACACCACAAUCCUUGGAACUGUGAUUGUGACAUUCUGUGGCUAGCCUGGUGGCUCCGGGAGUAUAUACCCACCAACUCCACCUGCUGUGGCCGCUGUCAUGCUCCCAUGCACAUGCGAGGCCGCUACCUGGUGGAGGUAGACCAGGCCUCCUUCCAGUGCUCUGCCCCCUUCAUCAUGGAUGCACCUCGGGACCUCAAUAUCUCUGAGGGUCGGAUGGCGGAACUUAAAUGUCGGACUCCCCCCAUGUCUUCUGUAAAGUGGUUACUCCCCAAUGGGACCGUGCUCAGCCAUGCCUCCCGCCACCCACGGAUCUCUGUCCUUAAUGAUGGCACCUUGAACUUUUCCCAUGUGCUGCUCUCAGACACUGGGGUGUACACAUGCAUGGUGACCAAUGUGGCAGGAAACUCCAAUGCCUCGGCCUACCUCAACGUGAGCACGGCCGAGCUCAACACCUCCAACUAUAGCUUCUUCACCACGGUAACAGUGGAGACCACAGAGAGCUCGCCCGAGGACACAACACGAAAGUACAAACCUGUUCCUACCACGUCUACUGGUUAUCAACCGGCAUACACCACCUCUACCACGGUGCUCAUUCAGACCACCCGUGUGCCCAAGCAGGUGGCAGUACCCGCGACAGACACCACUGACAAGAUGCAGACUAGCUUGGAUGAAGUCAUGAAGACCACCAAGAUCAUCAUUGGCUGCUUUGUGGCAGUGACUCUGCUAGCUGCCGCCAUGUUGAUUGUCUUCUAUAAACUUCGUAAGCGGCACCAGCAGCGGAGUACAGUCACAGCUGCCCGGACAGUUGAAAUUAUCCAGGUGGAUGAAGACAUCCCAGCAGCAGCAUCCACGGCAGCAACAGCAGCUCCGUCCGGUGUAUCAGGUUUUGCCAUUAAAGUAAUUAUGUCCUCUAAAAACAUAAAACAAAGCAAAAUCAGAGUGGCCAGUCCUGGAUAGAUGUUCUUCUUUCUGGCUUCUGCCCCCUGCAAUCUAUCAAGGUCUGGACACGCUACAGCCCAGAUGGAUCACACCAGUUCACAAGGCAAUUAGAUCUCUAGACACAAGAAAUGCUUGGGCUACACCUGUGGGCUGGGGAGAAAAAGAAGAUGGCCGCUUCCACCCCAGCCGCCCUCCUAGGAGACACCAGCUCCUGAAUGGCAAAGAGGACAGCUGUCAGCAAGCAGGCGGGGAGCAGUGAGGCAGACUUCACAGCAUAACAGAGAUGAGAAAACAAAAACAAGAGAAGUGUUUCAUAUGGAGGCUGUCUCCCCUAAUGUCACUAAGCUGGAAAGGCCUCUGUUCUGUAACUCACGCAGCCUUAGCAGACAGCUGCUCGUGCUGGAGUCCGAAGGAGAGGUGAGUGCUUUGCAGGGCAUUUCUCCUAGCCAGCCUGGAACUUCCAGAAGCUCACUCACUAGGGGUCAGUAUCCCGGGAUUCCACAGCACGAGGGCUCACUUCUCUAAUUUGAAGCCUGCUUGUUCCUCCUGCAGACAGGGAGAGGGGCAUCAAAUUGCUCUUCCAGGGAGAGCCAGGCCAUCACUGCAGAAGGCAACCCCCAUCUGCCUGGCACCUGCAGAGCAGGUGGGAUCAGGAAAGAGUAUGAGAGUCUUAAGGUACUAAGUCUGAUCCAAACCACCGAAAUCACCUUGUGUGGACAGAGAGAACUGGCAUUUAUAAUUUGCUGGGGGCCCUAACAUUUUUAUUUCCCUUUUACCAAUGUUCUGGCUGAGAUGCGGUAGCAUAUUAAUCUUUGUAGAUGAGUGAUGUGGUUUAAAAUACUGCAGGGUUUGGCUGCCAUUCCCUCCCCUGGGGUCUCAAAAUAACUCCACACAAAUCAUUUUUGCUAAAUACUCACUCAGGCAGCAUUUCCCUGCCAGAACACACACAUCUUAUAUAAGGGAAGAAGCCGCCUCGCUUGCUGGAGGACAGCGACGUUCUGAGAGGUGGUUCUGCUGCCCCUGAGACUCUGCAAAGACGGAUUUUCAACUCAUUCUUGUUCCCUGCCAAAAGGCAGGAAGGCAGGCAUACAGCCUGGUGGCUGAGCACAAGCUUCUUCAGCAAGAGAGAGCCCAAGGAGGCCCCAGUGGGUUCAUCAGGGAAGGUCACUUAAUUCAGGGCUGCCUUAGAAACAAAAGCAACUUGGACACUUAAUGACUUACUAUGUAGAAGGUACACCCAGCUAGGUUUCAACCUGCAAAGAGAAGAAUAACAUGGUCUCCCAUAAGAAUCUAACAGCUGCUUGUAAAAGACAGGCGUAUAUCUACACACAGGAGGAGGAGAACCAGAGAAACCAAGUCAGAAACAAGGGCAGUGAAUGGGGCUGGCUGGGUAGCAGACGAGUGCUCUCCAAGACCUCCCCAUUGGUAGUAGCUUCAAGCCUCUACUUCCAAAGGAUCAGGAGACAGCUCUGACCUAAGGCUCUUGCGGUCCACCCCACCUUCACAGCGGGACUUCUUUGUUACCCCUUCUCCCUGGGUCUCUCCUGCUUGCACUGUUCCACCCCUUUUCCCGAAGACUUGGAGCUCUUCAGUGGCCGUCUCCUGGCUGCUUCUCCCUCCAAACUCUGUCUCUAGGCAAUCACAGUCACUCCCUGGGCUUCCUAUUCCAUUAUCAGCUGAUGCCGCUCAAAGGUUUAAUCUUUGUUUCUGACCUCUCUAUUGAAUUCACCUAGACCUGCAAAUGUGCACAGGCACCUAACACCUAAGGUGUCUAAACUGAUCUCAUCAAACCUUUUAUUAUAUACACGCCAGAAAACUGACCUCUCUCUUUCUCAUCCUCUAUUACCAAGUAACCAACAAACUUCCAUGCAUUCAAAGACUCCUUCUGAGCAGUUCCUCACUGUCAUUCCACUUUGCAGCCUAAGUCGGUCUGCCACAUCUCCCAUCAGGUCAACGGCAACCAUCACCCACCUUUUUAUCUCAGUUAGGGCCCUCUCCAACCUAGCCUCCACAGUUACACUGCUACUUUAUAGCCACUGAGUUUUUAAAAUAAUACAAUAAAAGAGGAGAACCUUCUGCUAUAGCUAAUAUUAUGUAAUAACACAGAUCAAUUUCACAAUCAAAAGUUGGCAAACUGGAUAAUCCCAUUUUUGAAGUUCAAAACAGGUAAAACUAUGGUGACAGAGGUUAGAGUACUGGUUAUCUUAAGAGGGCCAUGAGGGACACUGCUGGGUACAGAAAUAUUUUUAUCUUCACGUGGGUGGUAGUUACUUAGAGGUGUGCAAUCUGCACAAAAAUUCAUCCAGCUGUAUCCCCAAGACAUGUGUGCUUUACUGUGUAUGUUAUACCUAAAAUUAAAACAAAAAUG
Chinchilla lanigera (long-tailed chinchilla) is the source of this 4704-nucleotide messenger RNA. It is a transcript of the gene Lrrc4, whose product is annotated as leucine rich repeat containing 4. Gene Ontology annotation, molecular function: protein binding. NCBI's taxonomy places the organism in Eukaryota, Metazoa, Chordata, Mammalia, Rodentia, Chinchillidae. Gene Ontology annotation, biological process: modulation of chemical synaptic transmission; synaptic membrane adhesion; postsynaptic density protein 95 clustering. Gene Ontology annotation, cellular component: glutamatergic synapse; plasma membrane; postsynaptic density membrane. The record is from RefSeq and is a predicted model, not a curated record. The transcript is spliced from 3 exons. Bases 510 to 2354 code for a protein of 614 amino acids.